AUGAUAACAGAAUUCAACACACUGACAAAGGAAUCUUUCCAAAACAGCUACAAGCCAAAGCCAAAACCAAAUCCAUACUCAAGAAGCCAUUUGUUCAAUCAAGAACCAUCUCGAAUUCCCAACUCGGCCACCUGCAGAAACAGAAAUCAAAAUAAAAAGGAACUUUCAAGGCUUGUCUCAGUUGGGUCAACCACUGAUCUGGGUGGCAAUUGUGUCAAUAAGAGAAAUUCAGUGAAAAGGGUGAUGAAAGAAGAAGUGAGUGGCGUUUUGUCGCGCAACAAGUUGAAAUCACAGGAAACAAAAGAAAGAAGGAAGGAGAGAAGGGUGUUUUAG
Messenger RNA from Sphenostylis stenocarpa, 333 nucleotides. NCBI's taxonomy places the organism in Eukaryota, Viridiplantae, Streptophyta, Magnoliopsida, Fabales, Fabaceae. The record is from the annotation of a GenBank genome assembly.